Ictalurus punctatus (channel catfish) is the source of this 6401-nucleotide messenger RNA. RefSeq names its product junctophilin 1a (gene jph1a). The transcript is spliced from 6 exons. Bases 240 to 2219 code for a protein of 659 amino acids. The record is from RefSeq and is a predicted model, not a curated record. Lineage: Eukaryota; Metazoa; Chordata; Actinopteri; Siluriformes; Ictaluridae. Gene Ontology annotation, cellular component: sarcoplasmic reticulum; junctional membrane complex; endoplasmic reticulum membrane.
CUGCCAUCCACACACACACACACACACUCCCCAAAACACACACGCACACUCGCCCUCCAACCCUGCCAGCCGCCUCACAUCCAUCUUCACACUCUCCUGUUAAUGUUUAUUUGCUUAUGUUUAUUUAUUGUCCAUCCUGGAAAUUAAAAACACGCUGGAAAAGAAAAGGAAAAAAAAUAAGACAACACCAAUAACAACAACAACAAACAACAACAAAAAGGAUUAUUAUUCAUUUCUGAAUGACGGGCGGCCGGUUCGACUUCGACGAUGGCGGCACUUACUGCGGCGGCUGGGAGGGCGGGAAAGCGCACGGGCACGGCGUGUGCACGGGGCCGCGCGGCCAGGGCGAGUACAGCGGCGCGUGGUCUUACGGCUUUGAGAUAGUCGGUGUCUAUACAUGGCCCAGCGGCAACACGUACCGGGGCUACUGGGCGCACGGCAAGCGGCACGGGCUCGGCGUGGAGCGCAAAGGACGCUGGGAGUACCGAGGUGAGUGGAGUCACGGGUUCAAGGGCCGUUACGGAGUCCGCCAGACCCGGGAGUCACCCGCCAGGUAUGAUGGCACCUGGAAUAACGGACUGCAAGACGGAUACGGGGUGGAAACCUACGAGGAUGGGGGUACAUAUCAGGGUCAGUGGAUGGGUGGGAUGCGUCAUGGUUACGGCGUGAGACAGAGUGUCCCGUACGGCAUGGCCAUGACCAUUCGCUCCCCUUUGCGAACUUCUCUAUCGUCUCUACGAAGCAUGCAGAGCAACGGUGCUGUGCUGCUGCAGGAUGAGGCCUCUAACGUGCCGGCCAACACACGAGGCGGCUUCGUCUUAAAUGUCUACGGUAAGAAGAAAAAACACCCUUUGGUCCGGCGCGGGUCGUUGUUCGGGAGCCUCCGUCAGCUCCGCAAGUCUGAAUCGAAAAGUUCCGUUUCGAGCAAGCACAGCUUGACACGCAGUUCCCCCAUGAGCCGAAUCAGCUCGAGCGACAUCGAGGACGAGGACAAGACGGACACCGAGGACAUUGUAGACACAGAGGACAAAAUGGACGCCACGGUCACGGAGUCCUACGCAGGAGAGUGGAAAAACGACAAGCGAAGCGGCUUUGGAGUGAGCGAACGCUCCGAUGGCACCAAAUACGAAGGGGAGUGGAUGAACAACAAGCGGCACGGAUACGGCUGCACCAUUUUUCAGGACGGAACCCGGGAAGAAGGGAAGUACAAACAUAACACGCUGGUCCGAGGGAUAAAGAAGCAACUCAUUCCACUCAAAAAUCCCAAAACCAAAGAGAAAGUGGACAGAGCAGUGGAGGGGGCAAGGAGAGCAGCCAACGUCGCCAGAACCAAAGUGGAAAUCGCUGUGUCAAGGACAACCCAUGCCAGAACAAAGAGUGAAUCAGCAGACCAGGCUGCAGUUGCUGCUGACCAGGAGUCAGAUCUUGCAAGGGCUAUAGCAAGAGAAUUAGCUCCUGACUUCCAGCAACCAGGCCUUGAGUACAUCAAGCAAAACUUCACUGAGCACGUGGAGGAGAUUAAAGAAGCUCCACCAAAGGAGGAGAAGAAGCAGAAGAAAGAGAAGUCUUCGACGGGCAGUCCUUUUUAUCGCCGCGGCACGACUCCAUCGCACUCGCCUGCUCACAGCGCGACUCCCUCACCUCCAUUAUCACCGACGAAGAAAAAUCAACAAGCAAGUACUGGUGUGACACGAAAGAUUAGCAAGGAAAGCGCUACCGCAACCCGUAAAAUUAGCAAAGACAACAGUGCUAUAUCCCAUAAGAUUAGCAAAGAGGAGAGAGCCACCACUGUAGCCGAAAUUAGCAAAGUCCCUAGCGUCAAAAUUCAAGAUACCGCACCGCCAAAGCCGCCUAAGCUCAACGAACCGAGGGUAAACGGCCAAUUACACACUGCUUAUCAUAGCUAUUACGUGAAAACACAGAAGAACAUCCCUCCGCCAGAGGAGCCGGAGGAUGAAGAGCCUGAAAUGACUCAGUCCAGUUUAGCACGAAUGCCACCACCUCCGAAGUCAGUGCCGUCACCCACACCAAAACUAGAGACAACGCUCAGGAAACAAGAAAGUGUCAAACCAAAGAGUCUCGCUGAAACCAAGAAAGCCAGUGUGGAGAUCGCGAAUGAGGUGUUAGAAGAUAAUACGGGUCCGAACUCUAUUUUAGUUGCCAUGGUGAUGCUCUUGAAUAUCGGAUUGGCCAUCAUUUUUGUACACUUUUUGACAUGAUUGCGCUGUGUUUCAGUCAUGGAAAUAACACGGUGUUACAUUAAACCGGCGCUGGUCCUUGGCCGUGGGAGCAACAGAGGAAGUUUUGGAAAAUAAGAACGCCUUUGGAGGACGACGUUACCGUUCAUGGCCCGUUUAGCCGUGUGAAAGAUUGACUGUUCGGAAGAAAGAAAAAAAAAGAAAAGAAAAGCAACAAGAAAUAAGGAGAGGUGUGUGUGUGUGAGAGAGAGAGAGAGUGCGCUGUUAGGGUGUGCUGAUCCUAGCUGGCCGCUCUGUGUGGAAACGUUCAGUGCACUUUUACAUGACAGGCACAAACAGCUGCCUCGUUUCUUUCCCGUCUGUCUUUUUGGGUUCGGAGAUUUAUGCUCGGUGCCAGAGGAAUGUGUUCAGUGGACUUUCCACGCUAGUCAGAGAAAAACGAACACGCCAUCGGCCUCCAUCGCCGGUCUUAUAACAUUACACAAGCGUUACUGUGGGUAGGCAUGUGCUCAAUAUAAUCACAGUUUUAUGAUAUUACAAAUAUUUUUUUUUUUAAAUAUUGCUUUUAAUAAGUGACUUUUUCAUUACUUUGCAAAUAUUAUUUAUCAGUCCAUAUUCUCCAGACUUUAUCAUAGGCAGGAAGUGUUACACAUGACGAUAUUAUAAUGUGUGUUAAAUAUCGCGAUAUAUCAUAUAAUUGAUUAUCAGCACAUGUCUAUCUGUAGGAAAACGGUAGCAUUUCAUUCAUUUUUCUCUGUUGUCCUCAUGCGCUCAGACACGGAUGUAUUUCAGUUCUCCGUCAAUUUUUGCUCUUUAUAAAAUUUUUCAGAAAGAAGUUGUAUAAAAUGUGCAAUAUGAGUUUUUAAUUAUUUUUUUUUUAUUUAUUUUUUUUUUUUCUUCAAAAUGAUAUAUCGCACCAUCCAAGGGCUUUUAGUCAACAGCUCACUUUGUUCCGCAAUUGACAAAAUUACAGAAGAAUAAAAGGAAAUGAAAACGCUAUGACGAUUAAGAUGGAGAGUCUACUGUAAUAAGAAUCGCCAUGCGCACAGCCACAUGGGUGAAUAUUGUUUACUAAAGUGUAAAGGAGGUGAAAACGUUUAUCCUGUAUGUAUUUGUGAAUCGAGCAUCGCUCAUCCUGCAUGCAGUUUCUUUGAUUUGGUGCAUUGACGUUCAUGCAAAUGACCAGGCACGUGCCGAUAAUCGCCUAACAUCGUAUCACGAUUUACAUUGUAUUAAAAAAAAAAAAUUAACUACUAAUGUUUAAACUGUUCCUCUGAAUGAGGAUAUAUUGGUUUAUUUUAUUAUAUAUAUAUAUAUAUAUAGCGACACCAUUUUAGGGAAUGAAACAAAGAAUAUAAGAACUACGUCUUCAAAGCCAACCUUAAAAUAAUUCAUGAAAUAAAAUAAAUAACAAUUUCGCCACCAUGACGUUUCCGAAUGCUGCAUAUUACAGUAUCGGUUCAAAGCGCAACAAGUGAAACCCAUAUAAAUACACAAAGUCGCAUCACUUCCGUCGAUGCUCUUUUAAUAGCAAUUUCGAAUGAUAUCAUAUAAUCGAUUAUCGGCACAUGCCUACGAGUGAGAAGUAGAUGAAAAAUUAUUUUAGGUAAAAAAAAAAAAACGAUGUUUUAAGUAAAAAAAAAAAAAAAGUUCUGAGCUUUGUUUGCAUGUUAGAAAACAGAAUCUUCACAAUUCUUUGUUUGGUGUUGAAUUAACCCUUUCAGACCUGUUUGUUUUUUUCUAAACACUGUUGAAAUUCUUGAAAAUCUACCAUUUCACACCUCAUUCUUAAUGUUGAUGUCACAGAACAUCAGCAUCGGCGGUCAAAACGUGUCAAUUUACUACAUUUCCUCCUGAAUUUCUGACAUCUUCGAUAUCUCCAUCAGGGUUCGCUUCAGAACGACGCCGAUGGGGACAAGGUUCAGUUCUGAUCGGUCACGCGCUAGAGGUUUAACAGGCAACGAGUGAAAUUAUUCAAUGCAACAAUUAUAACUUCGAUAUUAUCAAAGAGGGACAAACAACUGAUGUGUAAAAAAAUUAAUUCAUAUUUAUAAACUGACGUAUAAAUAAUUGAAUCAGCCAGCCAGGUGUUUUGCCCGUAACUUCUUGUACAUUUUCUCCCCAAUUUUGUCAUUUUGCCAAGUCCCACCCACUAGCAGUCUCUCCCCUGUUAAAAACAGCUACCAGUGGGAAGGGUAAAGGCUAUUACGUGAUUCCUCUGAGACACGUGAAGCCAGCUAAACGCAUCUUUUUGAACUGCUGUGCAUGGUAUGUCACAGGGCAGCGUAACAGCCUCAGAGGAAAGACCUAUCUGCCCUCUUCCACAUACUUGACCUCACAGACGCUCGUGAUUGGCUAGAGUCACUGUUGCACCAUCUGGGAGCCGUCGUUCAUCAUCUUGUUUUGCGAUUUCAAGGACAGGCCUACCCCAGAUUCUCAACAAAGUUCAUCACAUAUCGAUUGGAAGCUACUGGAUCGGAUCGGAUCGGGAUCGUAGUAUCAUCAAAUAUCGAAAUCAUUGCCUUAUGAAAUUACGGAAUUGCGUCAUAUCGUGUGUAAGCCUGAGAUUUACACCCGUAUUACCCGCCAACUCAUCAGAUUUUAUACAUCGGAAAACUUUUACUGGAGAUGUACGUUAGAUCCAAAUUCCUGAAUCACGUAAUGGACACCGGGUGUGAAGGGGUUAAUUCAGGUAUUGUGAUACACUGACUGAUGGAUGUGUUGCGAUUAAAGAGUCUUUAACUACUGUUUACCUCAGAGGAAUGGGAAAGAAGAAAAAGGGACAGAGAGAGAGAGAAAAAAAAAAAGAAACAGGUCUUGUCUUAAUGUUUUAGUAAGGGAACACUACAUUGUGCCACUGUUUUGUUUCAUUAUUGCUGGCACAGAGUGGUGAAUUUAUUGGACUUAUUACCAAAUCUGUGUGCAUUUAUCAUAUCAAAGAAGGCUUAUUUAUUCUAUAAUUAGUAGUGCAUCGGUAUUUUUUCAAGACACGAAUGGAAAAAGGGCUUACAUAGGCUAUGCUGUAUUUGUUUUUAUUUCUGCCUCGCAUCGUUCAUUCAAAAUCCACUACGUACCACCAUUACGUCCGAUAUUUUAAUAAGGCUGUCUCUUGCGGCGUACAUGCACUACAGUCCAAACCGACCGCACCACCAAACAAAUAUGCCGUUUUAUUCAGUUGAGACUGGAAGGUCGAUCGCUUUUGAGCUUUAUUAUACACCAUCUCUUCUAGCGCGCUGUGUAUGCAAAAUGUGUUACUUUACUCACAGUCGCUUGCUAGCUCCUCAGUUUAGGCAAACACGCAACGCAGGGAUAUUGAAUAUAACUGUGCCUCCUGAAUACUAUGAUGUAUUGUACCACUGAUGAUCAGUAUAAACCUACGAUAUAUAUAUAUAGCUCCAGAAAUUUUAGGGCAGUCAAGUAGAAAUAUAUACAUAAUUAAAUGAAAUUGUAUAAUAUAAAUUCUAUAUAUAUAUAUAUAUAUAUUUAAAAAAAAAAAUUCUAAAUAGGUUUACAAGAAAAAUAUCAGAAUGAUGAAUAUAGGCUACUAAACGUUCAAACUACGUAUGUACAGAAAAUAAAAAAAAACUAUUUUUAUGGUAUUUUACAUAUCUAAAUCAUUAACUAUAAAGCAUUACAUGGUACUUAUUUCUGCCAGAUUCGUUUUGCCUUUUUUCUUUUCUUUUUUUUUUUAAUGAUCAUUUUUGUGAGUAUGUGUCGCGCAGCAAACCUUUUGCAAUGUACAUGGCCUCAUGUUCAUGUUUUCCCGGUCGAGUUAGCAUUUUACUAACUGAUCAAAGGGCAGAAUUAUUUUUCUAAAAUGAACAGCUAUUGCACAAAGAAAACAUUUAUAAACGACAGUUUUACUCUCUUUUUACAAAAGGUUAGUCCGUAACCCAAGUCGGUAUUUUUCUAACGUUUUGCACAUUUAUUUGAUGGGUGAAUGACUUAAUAAUCAAUUGUGUCGCACAUUUUUGAAAAAACCAAACAAAACAAAACAAAAAACAACAACAACAUACAUUUGAUUCAACUGAUUAAUAAUAAAAGCUGCAAGGAACCUUUAUUGUAGAUAUAUUCUACCACUGAAAGAGAAGAAAGGUACGACUUUCGGUAUUUGAAGCACGUUUAAGCCCCAGUGACAUUUGUACUCUGGAGAUUGUAAUAAAGAUGAUCUGUGUAUAACAAUAAAAAUGUUAUGCAUCAAAA